Molecule: messenger RNA, 1931 nt
Organism: Pelobates fuscus (common spadefoot toad)
Lineage: Eukaryota; Metazoa; Chordata; Amphibia; Anura; Pelobatidae
Gene: WDFY2
Product: WD repeat and FYVE domain containing 2
Exons: 12
Coding region: 105-1307 (400 amino acids)
Biological process (GO): positive regulation of protein phosphorylation; positive regulation of fat cell differentiation
Cellular component (GO): early endosome
Molecular function (GO): protein binding; metal ion binding
Source: RefSeq, a predicted model, not a curated record
GGAUGCCUGUAGGCUGCUUGGUGAUGCGUACACAGUGAGUCCUGGUGCUGCCAGGUCUGACACUUGGCUGUACCAUUAGAGACACACAGUCCGCCCCGGGAACCAUGGCAGCACAGAUCCAUCCCAAACCCCUGACCCGCAAACCCAUCUUACUCAGCAAGCUGGAGGGCUCCCAGGACGUGGUGAACACGGCAGUGAUUGUACCCAAGGAGGACGGGGUGAUCAGUGUAUCAGAGGACAGAACUGUGCGUGUUUGGAUGAAGAGGGACAGUGGACAAUUCUGGCCGAGCAUUUAUCAUGCAAUGCCAGCUCCAUGUUCAUGUAUGUCUUUUAACCCGGAAACCAGAAGGCUGAACAUAGGGCUAGACAAUGGUUCCAUUUCAGAAUUUAUUUUAUCAGAAGAUUACAAUAAAAUGAAUCCAGGAAAGACCUAUCUGGCUCACCAGGGAAGAGUCACAAUGGUAUUAUUCAUCUUGGAAAUGGAGUGGGUUCUGAGCACUGGUCAGGACAAGCUCUUCACGUGGCACUGCUCGGAGAGUGGGGAGCGCCUGGGUAGCUAUCGAACGUCGGCCUGUGCUUCGUGUCUGCAAUUUGACGUGGAGACCAGACAUGUAUUUGUUGGUGAUCACUCGGGACAAGUUACAAUCCUUAAACUUGAACAAGACAACUGUAGCCUCAUCACUACGUUUAAGGGGCAUACAGCUGGGGUGACAGCACUGUGUUGGGACCCAGUACAGAGACUUUUGUUUUCCGGAAGUUCUGACCAUUCCAUUAUCGUGUGGGAUAUUGGUGGACGCAAAGGAACAGCUCUAGAGCUUCAAGGACACCAAGAUAAAAUCCAGUCAAUCUCUUAUGCUCACCACUCACGGCAGCUCAUUUCCUGCAGUGCCGAUGGCAAGAUUGUAGUCUGGAACAUGGAUAUAGAAAGGCAAGAGACACCAGAAUGGUUGGACAGUGACUCCUGUCAGAAGUGUGACCAGCCUUUCUUCUGGAAUUUCAAGCAGAUGUGGGACAGCAAAAAGAUUGGACUCAGACAGCAUCAUUGCAGGAAAUGUGGGAAGGCAGUGUGUGGGAAAUGCAGCUCUCAAAGGUCCUCCAUUCCACUCAUGGGUUUUGAAUUUGAAGUACGGGUGUGUGACAGCUGUCACCAGUCUAUAACAGAUGAAGAACGUGCGCCGACUGCUUCUUUCCAUGACAGCAAACACAAUAUUGCCAAUGUACACUUUGAUGCAACAAGAGUGUGGUUAUUGACAUCAGGAACUGACAAGAUCCUAAAGCUAUGGGAUAUGACCCCUGUGGUCUCAUGAUGACACUCUGACCAAUGUGCAGUUUCGCAGCAACUGAGCCUGAUUGUCCAUCGCUUGUUGGACCACAGAGAGCUUCAUACAAUGAGUAGAAGCAUCUUUCUUGAAACCCUAGAGGUGUGAACGGAGUUGGCCUUUUAUUGAAUGACUUCUCCAAAGAUGAGAUAUCUACGUUCCCUUUUUAACUCCCAAACAGAAUCCACGAUUGCAAACGAAAGCUAGGGUUCUUAUCUAAUUUAUUGAUACGUCCUACAACAUAUGCUCCUUGUUUGCACAUGUUCAGUUUUUCUUUUUUUUCUUUUUUUUACUUUAUCACCAGAUUUGAAGUGUCUCAUCCAGAAAGGAUUUUUAGUGCUACGCACAUAGUUUGUAGUGUAUUUAACUGUUCAAAUUGCUGCUCUUUGUGUUAUGGUUCUAAUUUAAUUUAGCCUGUCUGACCUCUAGUGCAUUACACAUUCCUAUAGAAGAGCCUUAGUAGCAGGUGCAAUCACUGGGACAGAGCGAGGAGGUUUCCAGCACAGUGUUAUAAACACCUGACUAUAAGAAACUUCUGGCAUAUUCAUUCUAAUUUAAUUGAUGAUCAGGGUAUUUUUUUUUUUUUUUAUUUAAUAUAGGGCUCUUGUGUUU